UGAUAGUCAAAUCGAACAGAACACUGGGACUUCAGUCCUGAUUUACGCCGGCCGGACCAGGAUCCGUGUAGCUACCGCCUACUGCAGCUUUGGCCUUCGGAGGACCAUCCGGCUCUCUCUCGUGCGGCAACUCGGCGACCGCCGACGCCGACGCCGACGCCCUACGCCGAGGUUCCCGGAUUUUUGUCGGUCCCUUCGCCGGCCUUCGUCGCGUCCUUGCCGGCGACGAGCACCCACCACCACCAGUGUUUGUACACCCAUGUGCUUUACUAGGUCCGCCCCUGGAGAAGACUGGGAUAUUUUGCAUACACAAAGGAUCAUCUAAUCUUGCCUCCUGGAGGUGUAGAGGACAUUCAGUUUCCUUCAGUUCUUGGAUAGCAAUGGCAAGUGAAUUUCCUGAUGAAGUUCUUAAGUCUGUUUUCCCAUUAUUGGAUGGGAAAGAUCUAGUAUUCUGCAUGCUUGUAUGUCGUCAAUGGCGUGAAGUUGCAAAGGAUGAUUACUUCUGGAAAUGCAUUUGCUCGCGGAAGUGGCCGUCCAUUUGCAAACUGCCCCCUUCUGACACAAACUACAAAAAGCUUUAUUUAACCUUCUCCAAGCCACGGGAGAUGCAGAACCUUCCUGUACCAAGGCUCACAUUUGAGGAUAUUGUUUUCUAUAUUGAUAUGUGGCUUGAAGGAUCACUCAUCUUUUCUGAAGCAGUUUCAGGCUCCACCCUCCGAGCAGGCCUACACUGCGCUCCCCAUGGCAUUCCAGAUAUCCUUGCAGCACAUUUGAAUUCCCAAGACUGCAUCCUGAUGCUUGAAGUGGAGCCCAAGUUGGAAAUUCCCCUGGGGCCAACCAUCACUAUAUCUGUUCUUGCCCACCGCAAGGAUUCAAACAAGAUGGCUUGCAUCAUAAAUAAGUCAACAUUUGAUUACAUUGACAGUAAUGCAUCACGCUCACUGGCUUAUGAGUAUCUCAGGUUUUCACCCAGACACCCAUUCAUAUCUGACAUUCGGGCAUGGAUGUCAUUGCUUUUCCUGUACAAAGGAGCAAACAUCAUUGAGGUAUUUGGUAUUGAGCUAGAUUUCUGUGACGCAGCAAGGUCAGAGAAUGAAAUCUUGUGGCUUCUAGAUAUGCUUGAUUGGAAAUAGAAGUUUUUCCCCACAUUGGGAGUUGACACAUGUAAAGCAUGUUCAUGGUUGUCUUAUCCUUUCCUGUUGGAGCAUGUAUGCUACUGAACUAUAUAAUCUCCUGGAAAAACUGGAAUAAAUAUCACUUGCUACUCCAUGUGCUAACAGUUAUUUCGUA
Messenger RNA from Sorghum bicolor (sorghum), 1290 nucleotides. RefSeq names its product F-box protein At5g39250. The transcript is spliced from 3 exons. The coding region runs from base 381 to 1133 and encodes 250 amino acids. NCBI's taxonomy places the organism in Eukaryota, Viridiplantae, Streptophyta, Magnoliopsida, Poales, Poaceae. The record is from RefSeq and is a predicted model, not a curated record. Gene Ontology annotation, molecular function: protein binding.